Molecule: messenger RNA, 1129 nt
Organism: Entelurus aequoreus (snake pipefish)
Lineage: Eukaryota; Metazoa; Chordata; Actinopteri; Syngnathiformes; Syngnathidae
Product: REST corepressor 1-like
Exons: 10
Coding region: 35-1114 (359 amino acids)
Biological process (GO): regulation of transcription by RNA polymerase II; negative regulation of DNA-templated transcription
Cellular component (GO): transcription regulator complex; histone deacetylase complex
Molecular function (GO): transcription corepressor activity
Source: RefSeq, a predicted model, not a curated record
GGCGAGGACGUGUCAACAGGCAGACAGUGUGGACAUGUCUGACAUGUUGGUGUGGACGCCCAGCAGUAAUGUCCACAAUCAAUUGGAUGAAUACAUCACCAUCGCUAAAGACAAACACGGAUACAACAUGGAACAGGCCCUGGGUAUGUUGUUUUGGCACCAGCACAACGUGGAGAAGUCCUUGGCCGACCUUCCAAACUUCACCCCCUUCCCUGACGAGUGGAGCGUGGAGGACCGGGUUCUGUUCGAGCAGGCCUUCAGCUUCCAUGGGAAGAGCUUCCGCCGCAUCCAGCAGAUGCUCCCUGACAAGUCCAUGGCCAGCCUGGUGCGCUUCUACUACUCGUGGAAGAAGAGCCGCACCAGGACCAGUGUGAUGGACCGACACCACCGCAGAGUCAAGCGGGAUAAAGACGACAGUGAUGACGAGAGUCGUGGAAACGCUGCCAGUGAUUUGGAGUCCACUCACAUCAAAGACGCCCCCAAGGAGUUGACUUCUGGGACCUGUGACAAGUCAGAGGUGAAAACUGCUGUUGGACUCAAAUCAGCAGGCGUCAGAGCGUCCCACAGGGCCAAGAAACGUCCACCCAGAGGAAUGUUUCUGAAGCAGGAUGACGUGGCUUCACUGUCCUCUUCCACGUGUGCUCAUGGCGUCCUGCGACACCUUGAUGCUCAGCUCAUGACUGUCAAGAGACAGGUUCAGAGCAUGAAACAGGCCAACAGUAUUCUGAAGGAGAAGCUGGACUGUGGAGUGGAUAAGUUCAGACAAGCUGAGGUGAGCUGGAAGGUAAACAGUCGCUGGAGUACAGAGGAGCAACUGUUGGCAGUUCAAGCCAUCAGGAAAUAUGGGCGGGACUUCCAGGCCAUCUCUGAUGUGAUUGGUAACAAGUCGGUGGUCCAGGUGAAGAACUUCCUGGUCAACUACAGACGCAGGUUCAACCUGGAUGAGGUUCUUCACGAGUGGGAGAAGGAGAACGGCGUGGAGGGCGGCGUCAGUCUCGACGGCGACAAAAUGGAGACGGGACUUGAUGAUGAUGACGUGUCCAUCGGUAAGAUACCGGAAUCUUCUACUUACCUUUUUUUUUUUUUACCUGAAAUAUUAUUACAUAUCAUAUAGUAGAUGUUGUGAUAG